AUGCAGGCUGUGAAAGAUAAACUCCAUGACAUGAAUUUCAUGCGCAAGGCCAAAGCAGAAGCAAAGGCCGAGGAAAAGGCGGAGAAGGAAAUUGUGCAAGCGAGAAAGGACAUAGCUCAUGAGGUUAGAUUAGCAAAAGAAGCUGAGGUAGCCAUGGACUUACAUGUGACAAAAGCAGGAGAAAUAGCAAAGAAAGAAAUAGAAAAACAUGCACCCAUUGAUCCAAAUGCAAAUUCAGUAGAUCAGGGUAGUUCAAUGCAACCCCCAUCAAAUAAUCCCACGUCUAUGUGA
This is a messenger RNA of Lathyrus sativus (Indian pea), 291 nucleotides long. The record is from the annotation of a GenBank genome assembly. Lineage: Eukaryota; Viridiplantae; Streptophyta; Magnoliopsida; Fabales; Fabaceae.